Spirometra erinaceieuropaei is the source of this 2397-nucleotide messenger RNA. The record is from the annotation of a GenBank genome assembly. NCBI's taxonomy places the organism in Eukaryota, Metazoa, Platyhelminthes, Cestoda, Diphyllobothriidea, Diphyllobothriidae.
AUGCCACGUCCAGAUAGUCGCCCGAAAAGUGGAAAAAAUAAUGACGACAGCUCGGAAGAUAGUCCCACACUCAGAUCCGUCGCCUCCAUAACACACUCCGAGACGACAGUCGAUGAGUUUUUGUUGAAGCCCAGGGUGGCCAAGGACCCCAGGCGGGAAGACAAGUUCAAUCUGGCCGUCUCCAUCUUCACAGAUGCCUACCUAUCGCGAUUGGAGAUUAAGUACAAGAGGGAUCCAAGAUCCGUGCAACUCUAUAAUCUCUACUACAACCCCGUGCUGAAGGCAAUUUACUAUGGGUUUAUGGUUUUGAACCUACUAACCAUCCUGCUGGAGGAACCGGCAGCCAUAAAGGUGAACGGUAAGGAACUUCCCUACUACGUCCCACUUGCGAUUAACGUCCUCUGCGAGGCGGUUUUUUACUGUCGUUGGCUUCACAUCUUCCUGGUUGCUGAUUUGAAACGGAUGAAAAGAAACAAGUCUUUUAUUGGCACCAUUGUUAUUCUGGUCCUCAUGACGUUGGACGAUAUCGUCUACGUCAUACAGCAGGAGACUAAUGUGGAGCAUCCCAUAAGAUGGUCUCGUGCUCUCCGGCCAAUGCUCCUCCUCACCUUCCCCGAAAACAGACAAAUUCGAGCUGCCUUUGACAACAUUAGAUGCACUGCAAUCGAUGUCUCCUCGGUCUUUGCUAUGUUCGUAUUCAGUCUCUUAUUUAUCAGCAUCGUUACACUGAAACUGCUGCAGGGUGAGAGACUCUUCUAUCCAGACGGAAGCAUCUAUUUUCCCGAUUUUGUUGAGAUUGCCUGGGAGCUGUAUGUACUGAGCACCACGUCGAACUCGCCCGAUGUGAUCUUGCCGGCCUUUGAGCGAAGUGCCGCCUAUUUCGCGAUUUAUGUGUGGGUCUGUACAAUGUGCAACUGGCUGUUCAUGGGCAUUCUGACCGCCUCCGUCUACAACGCCUACAAGAGCCAUCUUGGAUCGUUUGUGCUCAGGCGAGUGGUCAAACGUAAAAGCCUUCUCGAUGAGGCUUUCGUUCUCCUUCAGAGUGAUCCCAAAGCCACUGGCAUAGACCGAGACACCUUCUCCCGCGUCAUGCGGUCAGUGGUCAGUUCAAGGAGUGAAAAGUCCAUCGAGCUCAUUUUCAACAUUCUCGACCACGACAAUACCGGAACUGUAGAUAAGAAGGAGUUUGCCCGUUUCACCGAGUACUUACAAAUGAACUUUAAGGAGAUUAUAUUCAGUCGUGAGAGUUUUGCCCAAUUCAUACCAAAGUUUGAAGAGGUGUAUACUACACAACGCUUUCAGAAGCUCGUGACUGUCAUACGGAGCAGCCCAGUAAGGAUGUUCUUUGAUCUCAUGGUGCUAGCAAACGGGGUCACUUUGGUUGUAGCCAACCAAACACCCUACGAAUUCAUGUUCGAGUGGAUCUUUACAGCCAUAUUUUCAAUUGAAAUUAUCCUCAAGUACGUCGCCUCUGGGGGAGUUCGAUUUUUUACGAAUAGGUGGAAUAUUUUCGACAUUGUUGUGGUGGUCGGUGCCUUCGUCGGACAGGCGAUCAGCCAAACCUUCGACUACUUCGACUUGAAAGCACCGGCUUCUGUUAGUCAGUUUUUUCUCCUGCUCCGGCUUUUUCGUCUGCUCAAACUUGUUGGUCAAAUUCCCAUCUUCAAAUGCAUUAUAAAUUGCAUUAUAAUUAUUUUGCCCUCUCUCUGUGCAUACGCAGCCAUAUUGCUCAUAUUAUUCUAUGUAUUCACCUGCGCCGGCAUGGAGGUGUUUAGCGGAUUAUUCCGAUCGCCCCCCAAUCACGACUAUCACAUCGAGGUGCCCUGUAAUAACACCAAUCUGGUAAAUACGGAUUUCGAAACCCUUCACUACUGUGCACUUAAUUUUAACCAUGUGGCCAACAGCUUCGCCCUUCUGUUCAUUCUUAGUGUGGGUAACAAUUGGCACAUAUUCUCCAAUGGUUUCACUUCGGUGACCAAUCGCAGCUCUCGCAUAUUUUUUCUCCUCGUUCAUUGGCUGUGCGUGCUCCUUGUGCUGAACAUUGUUCUGGCCUUCAUCAUCGAGGCCUUUUUGAUUGAAUACGACCCCCAAAGCAGCAAAUUCGAGCAGUACAUCGUGAAACGCCUGAAAGAAUUGCAUUUUGAUGCCCACACGGAGUUGGAAAAGCGAAAUCUACAGGCCUAUUCAAGCCCCAAUUUCUUUUUGACUAGCAAGCAAGUGAAGGAGAUUUUCCCCAAAAAGGGCGACGUCGGCGACAGCGUUUCAGCUUUCUACUACAUCCCCGACGGAGCAUCAAUCGAGUUGCUCAUGUUUAGGAUGUUUGAGGAUGAGAUCGAGGAGAUUGCAGCCAAAUACCAGGAUCGACCGAGCAUGAGAGCGCGUGUGGUGAACCUCUAA